GCAGCUUCCACAGCCAGGAAGCAGCAAACACAAAUACUCCCCACUUGUAAUCUGUACAUCUCGAGUGUGGUAGUCUAUUUCGUUUACUUCGACGAAGACACGGGGGGGGGUAAACACAGCGAGAGCUUCCCAAGAGCUUCGUGAUACUUGCCACAGGAGACCAGGACCGCUGACUUUCGAGGUUUGGACGCUUGACAAGAGACAAUGUCCGACAACGUCAGCAGCAGCAGCAGCGCUGCCGGAGCGCCUGAGCUGGGACCUCAGAGCAAGAUCGCUAUCGUCCCGGACGCGUCGGCUGGAUCGAACCCAAACGGGAACGGUCACAGCGUUGUGGAGAAGGCACACAGCAGCCCCGCGAAUGGUGUCGAGAUCUCGCCACCAGCACCGGCACCACCGGCAGAAGUAGCCGUGGUUGCCGCUAAUAAGACCGACUCGUCAAAGCUGGCGUUUAACCCGAUCAGCCCUGGGCUGAGCAGCGUCAAGCUACCGCUGGGCCCUUCACCCAAGGAGGAAGCGAAAACGGCUUCGCCCGAGAAAAAGGAAGAGGAGGAGCCGCCUGUGGAGGCUAAGGUCGGGGACCUGGUAGAGUUGUUCAUGGGGAGGGGCCAGGUUCGCGGCAUCCGACAAGAGGACGGCAUGCUCGAGGUGUGGGCCGUGGGCUGGGAGAUGGCCGGCGAGCAGAGGGCUCGCUUCUUCGUCCCGAGGGAGACCGUCAAGGUGGUUCCGACGGUGUACUACAAGAUGAACGCGCUGGAACGGCUGCAGAUGGCCGCGUGGUUGAAGGAAGAGGGUGCCAAGCUGUUCAAGGCAGGCGAUUUCGAGAAGGCUGCCACAAAGUAUAUGAAGUCGAUCGGCGUGCUCAAGACGGGCGAGUUCACCACCAACGCCCAGAACGCGAGAGCGGUGCAGCUGAUGAUCCCGUGCCACAACAACGCCGCCACGUGCUACAUCAAGAGAAAAAACUACGGGGACGCUAGGCUCCUUACAGAGAACGUCGACACCCUCUGCAGCGCCUUAGAGCGCAACAGGGACGGUAAGGUGAUGAAGGAGCUGAAGGAGAGAGGGGUCGGGGAGACCACCAUCCUGGGCCAGUGGUGGUGCAAGGGGUUGUUCUUGGGAGGCAAGGCGUGCCUCUACCAGAGCGAGAAUGAGGAGGCGGUAAACUACCUCAAGAAGGGGAGCAGGUUGGCCAAGCCUGCGGCUCUGGCGAAGCUUCGUGCGGAGAUCAACAACGAGCUUGAGAAGGCGACGAAGCGAUUGGCCAGCCAGACCAAGAAGGCGCAAAAGAUGUGGUCAAAGGCGUUCUCUAAGAACUCUACAGACGUUGCGCCAGAGCAAGAAGGAGUCCCUGCUGCAGCCGAGAAGAGAGCUUUGCCGUCUAUGCCCACGCGAGCGAUGGACGGGAGGAAUGGGGGUCCUGAGAAGUCCGUGGUGGAGCGAUUGGAGGCGUUGGCAAAGAUGGGGGUGGUUCCAGCGAUUCCAGAGCCUAGCAAGACAACCCCGAAGCAAGAUGAGGAGCAGGGCGAAGAAGGCGAAUCGGAAGAGGAAGAAUACGACUCAGAAUACGAAUACGAUGACGACGAAGGCUCAGGGUCUUUAGCGUCGAGCGGGCUGCUGUGGGGGUCGCUAGCGGUCGGGGCUGUCGCGCUCUCCGUUGCGACGCUCGUGGCGUUGGGGAAGAGACGCUGAGUGUCGGUGUGGGGCCGCCGUGACCGUGCGUUUUCUUCUUCCUCGUGUGUGCGCGCGUCUUGUGGUUGUUUGGGUUGGCUCUGUCCACGACGGAGACACACUCUGUUUGGUGGUUUCAUCGUUGUUGUUGGAGGAAAUAACGUUCUUGACGGG
This is a messenger RNA of Ectocarpus siliculosus, 1842 nucleotides long. The record is from the annotation of a GenBank genome assembly. NCBI's taxonomy places the organism in Eukaryota, Phaeophyceae, Ectocarpales, Ectocarpaceae.